GGAGGAGGAAGACGCGGUGCGGUUCUGAAGCGGCGUCUUCCUGAGGGCGAAGCUCAACGGCGGGCGCCUCCUUCCUCUUGGCCUUGCCUUUCCCCGAGCCUUUCCCCCACCAUGAGUGCGGACGCGGCGGCUGCGGCUCUGUGAAGGGAAGGCCGAGGCCCGGAGGCAGCUGCUCUUGGCGGAGGGCUGCUGAGGGGGAGGAGGAGGAGGCCCCGCCCUCGCUUCCGGAGAGGACACCGGCCUCCCUCUCUCUCUCUCUCUCUCUCUCUGGCGCCCUCUCUCGGCCGGCGUCUUCAUAGUGCCACUUCUGCGGGAACUCGGAGCUAUUCCUGGGCUACAAUGAUCACAGUCUGAGAUUACAUUCUUGGAGAUCAAUCAGAGUUAUCUAGAAUGGCCAGCAAGAAAGAACCUCCUUUCUUCAAUGAAGAUACCAUUGGAACAUGCCAUUGUGAACUUGCUUUCUAUGACAUUAUGGAAAUUAUAAUUGAAACUCUCACAGGAACAUGCUUUGAACUGCGAGUAUCUCCUUUUGAAACAGUUAUUUCUGUGAAAUCUAAAAUUCAGAGACUAGAAGGUAUUCCUGUAUCCCAGCAGCACUUAAUAUGGAAUGAAGAAGAGCUGGAAGAUGAUUAUGGUUUGAAUGAUUAUGAAAUUUCAGAAGGUUGUACUUUGAAGCUGAUAUUGGCAAUGCGAGGUGGACCUAUUAAUACUAGAAGAGUUCCUGUGGCAGAUCCCAUUAGGGAAAUAACAGAAUACAUGGAUCCCAGCCAGGAUGACCUCUGGGAGAAGAUCCCAUCCAAUAACCAUGCUACCUUCUUGGUUUAUCGGGAAGGAGACCAGCUGAACUUCUUCCGUAUUAUAGACAGAGGAGAUGGAACUUUAACACCAAUAUCUGAAUCUUUGAGUGCUGGUUCGGUUUAUAAUUUGGGUACUGAAAACAAUGAAGAUAAAGAGGCAUGUCCUUCUAGUCAGCAGAUGAUUGAGAACUCCAUCACAAUGAAUAAAAUGAAAUUGCUCAAGAUGAAGAUGGAGAACAUAAAUCUCAGCAAAAAACCCAAUAGAACUGUUAAAGGGACUCCUCAUCCUCCAAAUGCUCCACGUUCAUCUAGCGGCUCUGUGACAAGUACACAUCAUAAAUUACUCCGAACACUCCCCCACAUUGGACAGCCCUGUUUACCUUCUGAAAAUGUACUUACCUCAGAAACAUCUCAAAAGACACUUUCAGUUUUGCCGGCUGCUGGUAGGAGAAUGCCUUCCAUUUCUAGCAACUUUAUUACAGAAAACAACAGAAUGGAAAGUAUGCAACAGACUCAGUCGAUUAGCAGCAUUGCAACACCACAGAAAGUAAUAUGCAUGCAGAAAGAAGAUGCAAAAAUAUCUAUAGACACAGUUCUUCCAGUUCUAGCUCCACUCAAAAGUUCAGAAAAAAAUACCGAAACUGGUGGAUCAACAAAUGAGAAAAGUUCUAUUUUAUAUCCCGAUACCUCAAAUGUAAACUCAUAUGCUACAGAAGAAAGGCUAGGAGAAUCAAACUUUACUGAAGCAUGCAGUGAAUUGUAUGAAAUAGGAAAAGUGAAUACAGAGUGCAGAUUAUCUGAGGGGGAUGUCGACUCUUCCAUUGCAGAGCAUUCUAACAAGUCCAUUACAAAAAGUCUAAGCAUUACACCAGCAGAUAGUACAUUUCGAAGCUCUCAAGAUAUCAGUCAUCAGAGAAAUGCACAACUAUCACCUCUUCGCUGUACAAAUUAUUCAGCACCAAUUGUACAUUACAGUCCUCAGAAAACUCAAACACACUCCAAAUCUUUAGAAGUUGGUAACUUGAAGCCUGUUGCCUCUCCAAAUGUCCUACAGCCGCUGGAGGUGCAGAACUUAGCAGAUCCCUCUUAUCCAAGGACUUCUAGAUUUCAUUGUGAUGCACCGUCAAAGCAUUCUGUUGUCAAAAGACCUGAUACCCAUUCUAAAAAGAAGGCAAGGGAAACCACCGGAGUGCCAAUGAAAGCAUCCAAAGAUCCUGUUUUUUCUGUAAAUAAUGGGGGGUUUCUUAGUUCGAUGACUCAAAGCACGAACAGAAAUGGGUUGAAGAAUUCCUGUGGCACAAGCAGGUUUUGGACUUCUGGUAUUCCACUAACUACAGAUCUCCAGCAUUUUCAAGAAGAAAGAUUUAGCUUGGUCCCUUCCUAUGAUGACAUGCCGGGAUACCUUUUGUCAUCUGGAGUUGGAUUGAAUGGAAAUAUUGUGAAUACUGGGAAAAGAGCAAUAGGUGAUCCAACUCAUUUUCCACCAGUGAAUGGUUCAGCUCAGCCUAAAAAGAAGAUUACAAAUCAUUGUUUCUUUUGUGGAAAGAAAACCGGAUUGUCUACUAGCUUUGAAUGUAGAUGUGGAAACAAUUUCUGUGCCACUCACCGCUAUGCAGAGACUCACACAUGUACCUAUGACUACAAGAAUGCGGGGCGGAGGUACUUGCAGGAGACCAAUCCCGUCGUCACAGCACCAAAGCUUCCUAAAAUCUAAGCCCAAUUUUGUAGCAUGCAUAUGUUUCCUGGAGGAACUCUUAUAAUAUUGAGACUUGUUUGAGCUGCUUUUCUUUUGCUGUGUUCCCCACCUAAAGAUGAACUAAUAACAGUAUCAUAUGAAGCUGCAUAAUAUUGAAGAAUAAUGUGAACCCUUUUGCUGCUGACAUAUUUUAUUCUUUAGUGAAUCAAAAUUUAAAGACUGUUUUUUUGAAAAUGUAUAUGCUGAUCUAACUUAUAUUAUUAUAUCUCUUGUGUUAAUUGUUUUAUAUUUGAACCUCCUCCUUUUGUUAGAUAAGUCUUUUACAAGUUUUAUUUUACUUAGUUGUAAGAUACAUAUUUUCUGCUGGAAUUUGGGAGGGUGUUGUUCUAUUUUGCGUUUAUUCACUCCAAAAAUAUUGCUUUUGUAAGAAGUUCCUCAUUAUAUUGAGCCAGCCAUUUGAAAAUUUAGGGAGUGCUGAAUUCCACUCAUAUAUUUUGUAUCUACUAUGGUACAAAAUAUUUAUCCCACUAUUUCUUACCUGGUGUUUUUUUUUUUUUUUU
Molecule: messenger RNA, 3053 nt
Organism: Anolis sagrei ordinatus
Lineage: Eukaryota; Metazoa; Chordata; Lepidosauria; Squamata; Anolidae
Gene: ZFAND4
Product: zinc finger AN1-type containing 4
Molecular function (GO): protein binding; zinc ion binding
Source: RefSeq, a predicted model, not a curated record